AUGCCCUUCUCCCCGCCGCUCGGCUUCGCUCUCCUGCUGCUGGCGGCCGCAGGAAGGUCCCUCCCCGUCAGACGGAGUUCAGAUGGAUCCCUCUCUGGGGUUAUGCAGAAGUGGAAGGAAUAUCAGCUUCAAUGCCUGGAAUACUUGUAUGAGGCACCCCCCAUUGUGACAGAAGGCAAGUUCUGCAACAGAACAUUUGACAACUAUGCCUGCUGGCCAGAUGGACUGCCUGGCACCUAUGUGAAUGUCAGCUGCCCCUGGUAUCUCCCCUGGGCUAAUGCAGUGCUGCAUGGGCAGGUGUACCGGUUUUGCACCCCAGAAGGUACAUGGCUGCUGAAGGAGAAUUCGACCCUGCCCUGGAGGAACCUGUCUGAGUGCGAAGCCUCUGACCAGGAUGCACCAGAAGAACAGCUCCUGAAUUUGUCCAUCAUAUACACCAUUGGAUAUGCUCUUUCCUUCUCUGCCCUUGUAAUAGCAACUGCCAUUCUUCUUGGAUUCAGACAUCUGCAUUGCACAAGGAAUUAUAUUCACCUGAACCUCUUCACCUCGUUUAUCCUCCGGGCUAUAUCAGUCUUCAUCAAAGACUCAGUGGUAAAGUGGAUGUACAGCACAGCCACACAAGAGCACCAAUGGGAAGGACUUAUUGCUUUCCAGGAAUCGCUUAGCUGCCGAUUGGUGUUUGUGAUGAUGCAGUAUUGUGUGGCUGCAAACUACUACUGGUUGCUGGUGGAAGGCAUGUACCUGUACACACUACUGGUUCUUUCAGUCUUUUCAGAGCAAAGGAUUUUUCGGCUUUAUCUCUGCAUUGGCUGGGGUGUGCCAAUGCUGUUUGUUAUCCUCUGGGGAACUGUCAAGUACCUUUAUGAAGAUGAGGGUUGCUGGACCAGAAAUUAUAACAUGAAUUACUGGUUGAUCAUCAGACUGCCCAUUCUCAUUGCCAUUGGGGUAAAUUUCCUGAUCUUUAUCAGAGUGAUAUGCAUCAUCAUCUCCAAACUACAGGCUAAUUUGAUGUGCAAAACUGACAUAAAAUGCAGGCUGGCCAAGUCUACGUUGACUCUGAUUCCGCUGCUGGGGACCCAUGAAGUCAUCUUUGCCUUUAUUACUGAUGAGCAUGCCAGAGGGAUGCUGCGCUUUGUUAAGCUUUUCACUGAACUGUCUUUUGCUUCUUUCCAGGGGCUGAUGGUUGCAAUUCUCUACUGUUUCAUCAAUAACGAGGUUCAGAUGGAGUUUCGGAAAAGCUGGGAGCGCUGGAGAUUGGAACAUCUGUAUGUCCAGAGAGACUGCAGUAUGAAACCUCUGAAGUGUCCAGCCAAUAGCAUCAGUAGUGGAGGCACGGUAGGCAGUACUGUCUACGCUGCCACUUGUCAUGCCACAUUCAGCUAAGAUUUUUGCAGGUGAAUCAGACUGAGAACCAUGAACUGUGUAAUAUACCUGAAACCCCUUAAAUACCCAAGCAAGUGGCUUAAGUAUGCCAUCUCCAGCAAGAAACUUAAGCAUAUGCUGCUCAUUGCCUGCAGGCUGUUGGACAAAGGUUUUUAGGGAAAGCAAUCUGCUAAUGUAAUCAACACAUCAGAGGAAAAAUUUGUCAUGUCUAAAGUAAGUUAAAAGAGAUCUUCCUGUUUGCACAUAAGGCCUCCAGGUGUUCAAAACUUAAGCAUAGCAUUGAUCCAGUCUGAAACCACGGGGUCAAUGGCUCAUUACUGUUGAGUGGGCAAGCAGAGUGAUUGACUGAUUAAAUUACAAGGAUACAGAGUAUGAUUAUUGCCAAAAAAUAUAUUUAGACUUUUAUGGGGAUAGGGUAAGGUGUAGCACCAGUUUUUGGAGAGAAAAAGAAACAAACCAAAAAAAAAAAAAAAACAAAAACCCAAAACUUAGUGGGACGCAACUUGUGUUUUAGGGAAGAAUCAGUUUUGUAGUAAAAGUUUCCCAAAGCUAAAGUUGAAGAUGAUGCUUAGCUGUUUUCUGGGUAGGAGAAGAACAGCAUUGUGAAGGUCUAUCAGUACAGCAGGUAGCAUGGCAUACAUUUCUGAAUUAUUUUUUUAAGCUUCACUUGAAAAUAAAUAAACCAAAACAAGUAUGUGGUAGGGGCCUCUUCUGCUAUUAAUAGGUGUGCAUCGUCUCUAUUGACAUGGGUGGGAAUAGCUCCUGAAUGCACAGCCCUUCUGUUUUUACAUAGGUUCUCUGUAAAGGCACACAGGUGUUAGUUAGCAGGGACAGGAAAGUGACUUGUCCUUCAAGAGGACAUUUCUUUCUAAGCUACACUCUGCUUCUUGUGGGUGCAAACAUACGGAAGUCAGCUUGUGGCCACAGCUGCUCUUAGCAGAAUUCACCUACUUGGAAAAGAUGCGGUAGUUCAUGGUGUAGGCUUGCUUUUCUGCUCCAGCCUCGUUAUUUUUCUCCAGACGGGAGAUACCCGCCGGGGGCUGUGCUGGGGCUGGUGGGACGGAUGCGGGUUCAGGACGACGGACAGCUCCCGUGGCCUGCCUGCCCGAGCUGGGCUGGGCUGGGCUGCCCUGCUGCUCCUCUUCCUCCUCUCCAGCCUGCCUGCCAUCGGCGGGAUUCAGAAAAUACCCCCCAAACUAUCCUAAACUCAAUGGACUUUUGUCUGUUUGUUUAAAACUGAGAGGGCUCUGGCAGUGAAUGCAUCUACCCCCCCAUGACGUUUACAAGAGUUGCUGGGGAAAACCAGCAGUACCUUUACAAGCAGAAUGUGAUCCACUGCAUCACUUAAUAGCAAGUUUUAAAGAUCUUUACUCAGCUGUUAUUCGGGCUUCCUUUACAACAAAGAGGCAAGGUGCCAAAGACUAGCUCUGAGAACAUCCCCAUCUAUAGACUUCUUGUAGUAACUAACUUUCAUGGCACAGCAGUUAAGACUUUUCAGCAGAGUUAAAAAAAAAACCAACCAAACAAACAAAACCCUAAAUAUUUCCAAGUCUCUCUUGUACUUGUGUUCACCGCCCUCAUUGCCAAAAAAGUGGACUGGAUAUUCUGGGGUGUAAUUCAGUAUCUUUCCUGCCUGAAGCUAGAUUGCUUUGCAUAGGAUUAUUUAAUCAUUGUAUUAGAAUCCAGAUUGCCAACAGGGUGGAUUAGUUUUGCAAUCAUCAGGUUAGAAUUGAAUUAGAAAGGGAUGUGUUACCUUCUUCUAUAAUGCUUGUAAUUGAGCUCCGGGGUGGGAAAUCAGACAUGUUUGUAGAAAUCCACCACAGUUCUCAGGCUGGCUUAUGUACUUUUAGCAUGCUGGCUUCAACCUGAGCCACUUCCAGGCCUUCCCAAUUUUGGCUGCAGAGCUGACCUUGGAAUGAAGCACCUCAGGUUCUUCUGUAAAUUGAGCAACCAGCUUCUAUGUUGUGUGACCAUCUAUACAACACAAUACCCGAGUACCACAUGUGCAUGUUAACUGCUGUUCUACAACUUAAUUAGCUUCUUGUACAUAAAGACUAUGCUUGAUGUUUCCAUUUAACAUCUACCCUUGAGUGCUUUGAAUAGGGAAAGACUGAUAAAGUUAAUAACUGGUAGGUGAAAAGGCAGCAUGAUGACAGAUGAAAUUUACAGUUGUAUGAUAAUAUGAUAAUGCACACUGGAGAGAAUAAUUUCACUCAUGAAUAUUCAAGAGUGGGUGCUAGUUUUCCAGGGCCCUGCUUAGUUGUGUGCAAACCUGGAAAAAAAGAGUUUCUGCUACUUCUGCAACCGUUAGCAAGAUGGUAGUUUUGCUAUGACAACAGGAAGUUAUGGAAGUGUUUUAACUCACUACUAUGCUGGAAAAGGUACACAUAACAAAUGAAAUAGGACUGACAUAGGAAUAGAGAAUAUUUAUAUGCGUGGUAGCAAACCUGUACUUAGUUGCUGUCACAAGAUUGUUUCAACAGUUUGACGUGCUUUUGUGUUACUAGGCUCUUCUUGUCCCUCCUAGUCACUUAACAGAGGGCUUUGGGCCCACAACAACAGCUCCAGCACCAGAUGUCAAACUUCUGCCUUGUUAGAAUACAAGAGAAAAAUAAAAUGACAAAGUGAGAUCUUAGCCCAGCAGAGGGUUGUAGUGGAUUUUUCCCCCCGCCUCUCUGAUUAACUUCUCACAUCUUCAAACCUUUUUAAAUCCCCUCCAAGGGAGGGAACGACUCAGUGAGAGUAACUGCUACCAAAGCAGAAUUUAUUUUGAGAAAUCAUGUAUUUUGAGAAUUACUUUCAGCAAGGCCUAAAUACCAAUUUCUCCAUCAUACUUUAUCUACCUACUUCAGUAAAACCUCUUGCAAGCCUUUGU
Molecule: messenger RNA, 4258 nt
Organism: Strigops habroptila (Kakapo)
Lineage: Eukaryota; Metazoa; Chordata; Aves; Psittaciformes; Psittacidae
Gene: GLP1R
Product: glucagon like peptide 1 receptor
Exons: 13
Coding region: 1-1383 (460 amino acids)
Biological process (GO): cell surface receptor signaling pathway; adenylate cyclase-activating G protein-coupled receptor signaling pathway
Cellular component (GO): plasma membrane
Molecular function (GO): peptide hormone binding; glucagon receptor activity
Source: RefSeq, a predicted model, not a curated record